AUGCGGCGUCGGGCUGCCGAGUUUCGGCGCCCGAUUCGACGGAAGUUGUCUUAUGGGAUCUGCUUUCUGCUUGGAGCUUUCUCUGUUGUCGGUUUGGUUUUGUUUUUUCUUCAACAUAAUUACCAUGAAGAUCGGGUCAAACAUCCUCUUCUGGAGGGAAACAAAAAUGUAGAACAUUUUGCUAAGGAUAGAUUGAAUUUUACCGAAGAAAUUUCAAGUGCAACAUCUUUUUCAAGGCAAUUAGCAGAGGAAAUGGUUCUGGCCAAAGCUUACGUGGUUAUCGCAAAAGAACAUAAUAAUCUUCAUCUAGCAUGGGAGCUAAGCUCAAAGAUUAGAGCUUGCCAGCUUUUGCUGUCGAAAGCUGCCAUGGCCGGAAGGCUUGUCACGAAGGAGGAAGCCGAACCGAUAAUUAAAAGCCUAUCUUCUUUGAUUUUCAAGGCGCAAGAUAUCCAUUAUGACAUUGCAACCACUAUAGUUACAAUGAAAUCGCAUAUUCAAGCUCUUGAAGAGCGAGCGAUUGCAGCGUCAGUUCAAAGCAAUGUGUUUGCUCAAAUAUCGGCCGAAGCAUUGCCGAAGAGUCUUCAUUGCUUAGAUGUGAAACUUAGUGCUGAUUGGUUAAAGAAACCUUCUCUGCAAAAACUCUCAGAUGAGACGAGAAACUCGCUCCGGCUUACGGAUCAGAAUCUAUACCAUUUCUGCAUCUUUUCGGAUAAUGUACUGGCAACGUCGGUCGUUGUUAACUCUACAGUCCUCAAUGCUGAGUAUCCAAUGCAGUUAGUUUUUCAUAUUGUAACCGAUGGUGUCAACUAUGGAACAAUGCAAGCAUGGUUCCUCGGUAACGACUUUAAAGGUGCUACAAUAGAAGUGCAGAAUGUCAAAGAUUUUCAUUGGCUGAAUGAAUCUUAUUCUCCGAUUGUCAAACAGCUUCUCAAUUCAGAAUCUCGAGCCUUUUAUUUCGGAGCAUAUCCAGAUGUAAACCCCGAACCGAAACUGCGGAACAACAAGUUUUUGUCUUUACUAAACCAUCUUCGGUUUUACAUCCCCGAGAUUUAUCCACAGCUUGAAAAGAUUGUUUUCCUCGACGACGACGUUGUUGUCCAGAAAGACCUAACACCACUUUUCUCACUUGAAUUGCAUGGAAACGUAAUCGGUGCGGUCGAAACCUGUCUUGAAGCAUUUCACCGGUACUACAAGUAUCUCAACUUCACAAAUUCAAUCAUAAGCUCAAAGUUCGAUCCACAGACAUGCGCGUGGUCAUUAGGCAUGAAUGUGUUUGACUUGAUUCAAUGGAGGAAAUCAAAUGUGACAGCAGUAUAUCACUACUGGCAAGAGCAGAAUGCCAACGGGACGCUGUGGAAGCUCGGUACACUUUCUCCUGCACUUCUUAGUUUUUAUGGUUUGGUGGAACCACUUGACAGAAGAUGGCAUGUAUUAGGAUUAGGUUAUGACCUAAAUAUCGAUAACCGAUUAAUUGAAAGUGCGGCUGUUAUUCACUUCAAUGGUAACAUGAAACCAUGGCUGAGAUUAUCUAUAAGCAGGUAUAGGCCACUAUGGCACAAGUACAUAAAUCAAAGUCACCCUUAUUUUCAAGAAUGUGCUAUAGGUUAA
Molecule: messenger RNA, 1608 nt
Organism: Vicia faba (fava bean)
Lineage: Eukaryota; Viridiplantae; Streptophyta; Magnoliopsida; Fabales; Fabaceae
Source: the annotation of a GenBank genome assembly